Aspergillus terreus NIH2624 is the source of this 1551-nucleotide messenger RNA. RefSeq lists its product as uncharacterized. The record is from RefSeq and is a predicted model, not a curated record. The coding region runs from base 1 to 1551 and encodes 516 amino acids. Lineage: Eukaryota; Fungi; Ascomycota; Eurotiomycetes; Eurotiales; Aspergillaceae. The transcript is spliced from 2 exons.
AUGGAAGAGAAGUAUACGGAUGCUGCCUCAGGUGUCGGUGGCUGCCGGAGAGAUAAGAUAAGCCGCGACGCCCAAAACGGAAAUCCGCCCACCGACUAUCAUCAUCGCGACAACUCUUCGUCUCUUCAUCUCUCCUACUAUACAUCAUACAUGCCCCCCUUCAGCACCCCCUUCCGCCUCCCAUCUGCUCGUCCAACUUCAUCCUCCCGCGCAGCGGGCCCUCAAUUCGCCUCGACCCCACGAUUCCUUCUGUCGCAAACCCCAGCACAGACCGCACACAGCGACGAUGUCAUUGAAACGGAAGACUCUCCUCAAGCCACUCCCAUAGGGACAGCGCGUGUACCAAGACCCACUCAGAAGGAGGCAAUCGAAGACUCCGACGAGGAGCUGGAUCAGCAAGCACCCGACCCCCAAACGCGCCAUGUCGUGAGUCGUCGCAGAGAAGAACUCAGUAGUAGUCCGCCGGAGAACGCGCCCGAACUUGACGCAGAAUUUGAGGCGCUCUUUGGGACUAUACCAGACCGCGGGACGAAACGGCGCCGUCGCUCCGCAGACAUAGAAACGCCGUCGACGCAGCGAAGGAGACCCGGAGCGGACCUGAUCGAAUCGUCACCUCCAGACACAGACCCUGCCUCACCAAACACUGCCCAUCACAUGCUCCAACCGUUCCAAACUCCUGUACAGCCUCGCGCGGAUGCGGUCCGUCUGGAUGCUCUCCCGGAAGGAAUUCCCCAGAAAACGGUCUCCGUCGGAGCAACGGAAACACCGCAUACCUCGACACCAACGAGCACGCGCCCCUCGUUCCGCGGCCACCCUCGAUUCGUCCUCUCCGCAUCCCAGGCCCCUCCCAGCAGUCAAUCUCACCCAACUAUUAGGCCAUUUGCGACCCCCGCACGCUCUUCGUCCCCCUCAAGGCGCAAACCAGGGUUUGUGCUGCCGCGCUCCCCUUCGCCGUCAGAGGCAGAUAACGACCCGUCGACUAUUCCGACACCGUUUUCACCCUCGUCGCGUGCACUGCGCCGCCGUGGUCGCCCGCGAUCUACAGCCUCAGAAUAUCUCCCCGGCGGCAUGGCGGCGGAGGUGCGCAGUUGGAUACUCGAAAUGGCAACCAAACGCGAGGCCCUGCAGAUGAAUGCUGGACAUGCGGUGUCGGAUUCCGUGGAUCUGAAGAAGUAUUUUCUGGCUUUUCGUGUAGAUGAGGUGAGGCAGUCUGCUCUUGGCAGCUCCGGCCCUCUCGCCUUUGCGCGCGGCCGUCCGGUGGAUUCGUCAGGUAAUGCCGGAGAGGAUGUGCCGCCGAAGAACAUUUUGCUCGUAGGGCCUCCCCGCACCAGGAGCAUUGAAUCGCCGUUUCAGAGCUCAACCCGUACGCGAGUCCCGGACUUGCAGGCGGGGAAUCUCAUCGGUAUCUGUCGGGGUCUAGUUUGGGAGCUGGAUCUGGGCGACCCGGUUGUAGGGAAGACUGGCGAACUUGAGAAUCUUAUAUCAAAGGAUUCUUCUGGGGACGUCCCAGCCGGGCCAUGGCUUGUUGGGAUGGAAUGGGAGGUGUUGUAA